This is a messenger RNA of Oenanthe melanoleuca, 3584 nucleotides long. It is a transcript of the gene RNF34, whose product is annotated as ring finger protein 34. Gene Ontology annotation, cellular component: cytoplasm; plasma membrane. The record is from RefSeq and is a predicted model, not a curated record. NCBI's taxonomy places the organism in Eukaryota, Metazoa, Chordata, Aves, Passeriformes, Muscicapidae. Gene Ontology annotation, biological process: protein K48-linked ubiquitination; proteasome-mediated ubiquitin-dependent protein catabolic process; negative regulation of extrinsic apoptotic signaling pathway via death domain receptors. The transcript has 6 exons. Gene Ontology annotation, molecular function: ubiquitin protein ligase activity. The coding region runs from base 651 to 2000 and encodes 449 amino acids.
GUUUAAUGCUUCUCACCAAAGGGCUUGGUAGAAUAAAACUGAAAGAGGGUGGAUUAGGAUUAGGUGUUAGGGGGAAAUUCUUUACUUAGGAGGUGGGCAGGCCCUGGCACAGGGUGCCCAGAGCAGCUGUGGCUGCCCCUGGAUCCCUGGCAGUGUCCAAGGGCAAGCUGCACAGGGCUUGGAGCAGCCUGGGACAAUGGAAGGUGUCCCUGCCAUGGCAGGGGUGGCACUGGAUGGUUUCCACAGGGGGAGAAUCCACAACCUCCCCAGGCAGUUCCAAUCCCUCCGUGGAAAGAAGCUCUUCCUCAUGUUGAGGUGAAACUUCUUGUAUUUUAGUUUAUGGCCAUUCCUCUCCAUCCUGUCACUGGGCACCACCAAAAAGAGUCUUGCACCAUCCUCCUGGCACCCCUUGGAGAUGUUUGUGCGGGUUGCUGAGAUCCCCUCUCAGCCUCCUUUUCUGCAGACAGCUCCCACAUCUCUCCUCGUAAGAGAGAUGCUCCAGAGCCUUCAUUGUGUCUGUGCCUUCGGCUGGACUCUCUCCGGGAGCUCCUUCCCUCCUGUCCUGAGGAGCGCAGAGCUGCACGCAGCCAGGCUGAGUGGAGGGGCAGCAUCACCUCGGAUACCCCAUCGGUGCCACUAUCGGUGACUGCAUGGGUGCCACCAUCGGUGCCCCGUGGGUGACACCACCACUGACACCACCGGUGCCACUCUCGGUGCCCACCGCGCUCGGGCAUUUCCGCGCCCCCUCGGCCCCGCCGUGUCCUCUGUUCCCAUUGGCCGCUCCCUCUCGCCGUCGGUCCGCAGCAGCCAAUGGGCGCGCGGCGCGGCGGCUCGGCAGCCAAUGGCGCGCGGCGCGGCGGCAGGGCCCGCCCUCCGAGCGGCGGCCCGGCGGGGUCGGCGCGGGGCGGGGGCGACGCGGCGCUGGAGCGGCGGGAGCGGCCAUGAAGGCGGGAGCUACUUCCAUGUGGGCUUCCUGCUGCGGGUUGCUGAAUGAAGUGAUGGGGACGGGAGCAGUGCGUGGCCAGCAGGCGGCCUUUGGGGGAGGGGCUGGCCCUUUCAGGUUCACACCCAGCACCGGCUUCUCGGCGUAUCCAGCUCCUGCUGCAGCCGGCACCAACAUCGUCUGCAAAGCCUGUGGGCUCUCCUUCUCAGUUUUCAGGAAAAAACACGUGUGUUGUGACUGCAAAAAGGAUUUUUGCUCAGUUUGUUCAGUCUUACAAGAGAAUCUCCGAAGAUGUUCCACUUGUCACUUGCUGCAAGAAACGGCCUUCCAGCGCCCUCAGCUCAUGAGAUUGAAAGUGAAGGAUCUGCGUCAGUACCUGAUCCUCAGAAACAUCCCCACGGACACCUGCAGGGAGAAGGAGGACCUGGUGGACCUGGUGCUGUGCCACCACGGGCUGGGCUCACAGGAGGACAUGGACGCUGGCAGCCUGCGCUCGUCACGCUCCCAGAGCUCAGGCUUCUUUACCCAUCCCUUCUCCACCUCUGUGUCCAUGGCAAACCCAGGAGAACUGGCCAGCAGAAGGGGAAGCACAGGAAGUGGAACACCUUCACGGGGACAAACGGAAACGUCUGUAAAUAAUGAAGAAGAAGAAAGUGCAGAAGAGCAGACCCCGGGGCUGGCCAGGAAGAGGGCCAGGGCCUCCCUGUCCGAUAUUUCCAGUCUGGAAGACAUCGAAGGCUUGAGUGUUCGGCAGCUGAAGGAAAUCCUUGCCUGCAAUUUUGUCAACUACUCAGGAUGCUGUGAAAAAUGGGAACUUGUGGAAAAAGUGAGCAGACUAUACAGAGAGAAUGAAGAGAACCACAAGACACAGGGGGAGAGGAUGCAGCUGAACGAGGACGAUGACAGCCUGUGCCGGAUCUGCAUGGACGCCGUGAUCGACUGCGUGCUGCUGGAGUGCGGCCACAUGGUCACCUGCACCAAGUGCGGCAAGAGGAUGAGCGAGUGCCCCAUCUGCCGCCAGUACGUGGUGCGGGCCGUGCACGUCUUCAAAUCCUAGCCCGGGCAGCGUCCUGGCGCCAGGAUCCCUGGGGUGCUGCACACGGGCACACGGCAGCCUCCGUGCUUUGGUUCAACUCGGCCCUUGCAACAGCAAGAUAUACAAGUUGGGGAAAGGUUUUUCAAGCAGCUCCUGCAGCACAGGGCUGGGCAGGCCCAGGCCCUGCCCCACUGACCUUACAGCCCCACAGAUUGUUGGAGUCAAACUGUUUACAGCAGUUCUUGCUCUCUUCUGAAGAAUCUUACCUGUCCUUACGCAUUCAGCACUCGGCAAGUGGUCAGUAAAAACCUCUGCUUGAGCCUAUUUGUUCUCUAGUGCAUUAAAAGCAAUGAAUAUAUCAGUUGAUUAUUCAGCUUUUCCCUAUGGAUAGAAUGUAUCUGUUUCGGCAGCCUGGCUGGUGCUGGUGUCGGACGCAGCUUAGGAAGCACUGCCAUGAACUGUUCCUGCACAGAAGCCCUUAAGCAGUCUUGCUUUAUGCUGAUUGCUCCCUCUGAAUGUCUGUCAUGACACGUGUGCUGUCUUGGCUGUUCUCUGUCAGUGUAUGAAACACUCCAUCACUUUGCAGGGCUCAGGGGCCACCACUGGGCUCUGUCUGGUGGGCUCCAAAAACCAGUUACUGAGUGAUUUUUAGUUUAGGAAUAAACUAUUUUUUUAAGAAGGGGUACUGUAGGUAAACCAUGUUAGUGUGGUCCUUCAUCUGCUCAUGCCUGUUGUAACUAUUAAUCUGUGAUGAUUGUACUCCAUGUGCUGACAGCCUGAUGUUACUGUGAAUCCUGAUCAGGGGCACCAUCUCCUGCUGCUAAGGUGGAAUGUACAGCAUUACUAACCUUAAGUAGGGGAGGGGGAGGCUGGAGCAGUUUUUGUUUAAAAUCUCCUGUUCACAGACUUUUACCCAAAGCCAAGUCACCCAAACCAGCUUCCCAGGGCUGCUGAGGACCCUGUAUUGCUGUCAGCUCUUGCACCAGGGUCAGGCUUUGUGCCAUGAGCUGGCGUCCAGGUCCUCUUGGAGCAGGAAGUGUAGGGUCCCUCCCUGUAGGAUGUCUGUGAGCAAUGACCUGGGGAAGGGAUCAGCAAGAGGAGCUGGGGAUGAGAACAGGAUCCCUGUGCCCCAAGCACAGCCACGACUGGGAUUGGUGAAAGUUCACUGUAAAAAAAGAGGUGAGGAAGGACCACGUGUGUCCAAUUAUUCUUUAAGCAGAGUUGAUUAAAGGUACGUCUCCUUUGAUUCCCCGUGUGGCAGCAACGCUCCAGAACCAAGGCUGUGCCUGGCUGAGGGUGUAGCACCUGAGAACUGGACCUGUGCUGCACUGGCACCUGCUCUUACCUUCGUGAAGUGUUAGACUGGCUUGGAAGAAAAAGCCGCUCCUCCUCACACAAAACACAACUCCAACCUCUACUGCAUAUUUUUCAGAAGGGAGCAAACCUCUCAAUGGCUUUAUUUUUUAGAAGUAACUUUUUAAUGGUACUUAAUUCCUGGAGUCUGUCCAGAGGGGAGGCUAAUGAAGACAGACGUGCCCUCGCUGUUAUUUCCAUGCUGCUCAUUAGCCACUCAAGCUUAAUAAAGAUGGGUGAUGGGCUCUCUCA